Nothoprocta perdicaria is the source of this 1593-nucleotide messenger RNA. It is a transcript of the gene PARS2, whose product is annotated as prolyl-tRNA synthetase 2, mitochondrial. Gene Ontology annotation, cellular component: cytoplasm; mitochondrion. The transcript has a single exon. Gene Ontology annotation, biological process: prolyl-tRNA aminoacylation. The record is from RefSeq and is a predicted model, not a curated record. Gene Ontology annotation, molecular function: ATP binding; proline-tRNA ligase activity. Lineage: Eukaryota; Metazoa; Chordata; Aves; Tinamiformes; Tinamidae. The coding region runs from base 1 to 1329 and encodes 442 amino acids.
AUGGCGGCGCUGCUGCGGCCGCGGCUGCUCGUGUCGCGGCUCUUCCAGCCGCUGUGCUGGGCGGAGGGCGGCGAGGCGGCGGCGGCGGGCGGCGAGGCGCCGUGCAGGAGCCAGCGGCUGCUGGUGCAGGGCGGCCUCAUCAGCCCCGCGGCGCCGGGCUGCUACCACUACCUGCCCGCGGCCGUGCGCGCCCUCGAGAAGCUCGUGGCGCUGGUGGACGGCGCCAUGCGCGCGGCGGGCGGGCAGAAGCUGAGCAUGCCGUGCCUGAGCGCGGCCGAGGCGUGGCGGGCCAGCGGGCGCUGGGAGCGCAUGGGCGCCGAGCUCUUCCGCCUGGCCGACCGGCACGGCAAGGGCUACUGCCUGGCGCCCACGCACGAGGAGGCCGUCACCGAGCUGCUGGCCGCGCAGAGCAACCUCUCCUACCGGCAGCUGCCGCUGCGCCUCUACCAGGUCACCAGGAAGUUCCGGGACGAGCCCAAGCCGCGGCUGGGCCUGCUGCGCGGCCGCGAGUUCCACAUGAAGGACAUGUACACGUUCGACGCGUCUGCGGAGGCGGCGCGCCGCUCCUACGAGCUCGUGUGCGACGCCUACGGGCGCCUGUUCCGGGCGCUGGGGCUGCGCGUCGUGCGGGUGCAGGCCGACGCGGGCGCCAUCGGCGGCACCGUCUCGCACGAGUUCCAGCUGCCGGCCGAGGUGGGCGAGGACAGGCUGGCCCUCUGCCCCGCCGGGCACUUCGCGGCCAACGCGGAAACCAUCAGCGCGGAGCAAGCGGCGUGUCCCACGUGCGGGGAGCCGCUCACCCGCACGCGAGGCAUCGAAGUGGGCCACACGUUUUACCUGGGCACCAAGUACUCCUCAGUGUUCAACGCCACCUUCUGCACCGCCGAGAACAAGCUGCAGCUCGCAGAGAUGGGCUGCUACGGCCUGGGUGUCACCCGCAUCCUGGCGGCCGCCGUGGAGGUGCUUUCCACCGAGGACAGCAUCCGCUGGCCCAGCCUCAUUGCCCCCUACCAGGUCUGCUUCAUCCCGCCCAAGAAGGGCAGCAGGGAGGAGAAGGGAGCCGCGCUCCUGGAGCGCCUCUACGACGACGUCGCCGAAGCUGCGCCACAGCUCGCGGGCGACCUGGUGCUGGAUGACCGGACUCAGCUGACUAUUGGCAAGAGACUGAAAGACGCUGACAGGCUGGGCUACCCGUACGUGAUCAUAGCCGGGAAGAAGGCUUGUGGUGACCCCGCCGUGUUCGAGGUUUGGAGCCAAAACGCUGGUGAGGUCACGUUCCUCACCAGGGAGGGUGUCAUUGACUUGCUGAGUAAGGUGCGGGUUUCUUAAAGUCCGAAUCUGCACUGCUGUGCACGUAGCUGAAGAGCCCCAGGUCCCCUCAGGGACUCGCAGGAGCUGCCUGUGCCCUCCACGCACUCGUGCCCUUGGCCACCGCUGCACAGGGCAGGCUGCUGGUGCCUCCCCUGCCAAAUGCACCACGUGGCAAAGGCAGCUGCAGCGGAGACAGGCGGGUUUUCCUGCAGACUGAAUGCUGGAUUUGAAGAGGGAGGGAAAAGCAGGCUCUUCUCUGGUGAAUGCAAAGCCCUUUUCCCU